This is a messenger RNA of Ostertagia ostertagi, 1158 nucleotides long. NCBI's taxonomy places the organism in Eukaryota, Metazoa, Nematoda, Chromadorea, Rhabditida, Trichostrongylidae. The record is from the annotation of a GenBank genome assembly.
AUGUUGACAGAAUGUGUCCGAGAUAUUGCUCACAGUGCCAAUAAGCGUGCUGACCAGGUCGUCAUGUCACUCAGCAGGUGGCUCCACUCUUCGAACGCGCUACUGUUCGAUCCCGCUAUAACGAGAAGCGUCGGAAUCCUGGAGAGGAAGCUCGUCCUUCUAUUAGCAGCUGAGUGCGAACGGCUCGGUGCGAAGGUAAUCCAUGCAACGCCAACGCGUCUUGUGCUGGAUACGGGAAAAUGUGAACUAGAACAAGGCACGGCAUUCACGGAUCUUCUGUUGCAAUCACUUGGCCAAAAUCCUCUAUUCGCUGCCUUACACAUGAGACCAACUCAAACUUGGAGUACCUUGUUGUGGUAUGACGGGCAUAAUUUUACUGGUAUCUGUGAAAAAAUGGUAGAAAGUACUGACGAGGAGAGGGAGCCAUGUGAGCAGCUCAAAGCAGAAACGCAGCAUUAUUGGCGAAUGUCUGAUGAUCUGCCAACAGAGGGCGCCAUUCGGGAAGAGUUCCGAAAAAUAGCGACGGGAUAUGUGAUGUUGUUCAUGCAGGAGCAGCGGAAAACGAGUUUCGACACGGAAACAGCAGUGAAAUUCGUAAUGAUUGCUGAUAAACAGCACAUUGCCAUCCGGUUGUAUCGAGUCAUUCGAGGCUGCCGGUCCAACGUUCUAACACACCAGCAGUCUGCGUCACUUGUCAAAUGUAUCUGCACUGCGCUUUCGUGUGACUCAUCUGUUGAGGACAGCGUUGAAGGACUUCGGGAGAAUCUUCACCGGAUUUUGGAUUCUCAAGAAUCUCCUCCGACUCGGAAUACGAUAUAUUUGCCCAAUGUGUUCUGCAGUAACUGCUCUUUAUCUACCAAUCUCGAUGUAGGAGACGAGCUGUCGUGGACCUGCAAAGAAUGCAUUCGCAAGUCGAAUAUCGAUCAAAUGAUUGGUGAUCGAUUGAAUAUGCUAAUGACGGCGUAUUUUCUUCAGGAUCACAUACGACGGGAUAAUAUCUCAAAGUACUGUGAAUGCUCUGGAGAAUUUACAAACACGAUCACAGCCGCUGAGUUACUCCGGGAUGCAAAAACUGCGUGCGAUAUCGGUGAACAGUUCGAUCUACCCAUCACUGUGAAAUCAAGCCGAUGGAUGUGUGCAGGAGUGGAGGAGAACGGU